This is a messenger RNA of Arachis ipaensis, 1866 nucleotides long. RefSeq names its product ROP-interactive CRIB motif-containing protein 7 (gene RIC7). The record is from RefSeq and is a predicted model, not a curated record. Gene Ontology annotation, molecular function: protein binding. Lineage: Eukaryota; Viridiplantae; Streptophyta; Magnoliopsida; Fabales; Fabaceae.
GAUUUAUACAGUAACAGUAUCUCUAUCCCACAGUACACUUGUUAUGAUAGGCAAUGGCAUCAUUUGUUAAUACUCCAUGGCUCACAGUCACAAUACAAAGAUGUAAUUAAGUUAAAAAGAAAGUAAUGGAAGGGUUUUCCCCUAGGCACCACCCAACCACUAGCCGUAUAGUUUUGUCUGCUUCACACUACACUACUUUUCUUUUUCUUCUGCAUGCUGCUCGUUGCUCUUUUUCACCCUUGUAGCGCAACAUUCUCUGCUCCUUCCCCUCCUCUCUCUUCUCAACAUACUCCCUAUUUAUUACCCUUUCAAAUCACAACAUCACAUCACAUUUUUCUCUUCUUCUUCUUCUUCAUCUCCAUUCCAAAUUCCCAAAAUGCCCUCUUCUUUCCAACUCUUCUUAACAUUCUUCUUCUCCAUCCUUCUCCUCUCUCACCAACAGCCUCCAUUGAACCCACAUGAGCAAGAAUCUCUCUACAAAGUCCUUCACUCCAUCAACCCCACCAUUCCAUGGCGCACUCUCUUCCCUUCUCACGACUUCUGCAUUUCCCCACCACACGGCAUUCUCUGCGACUACGACGACUCCCAAAACGACACCGUUUCGUUUUCACACCUCCUUCAGCUCAGCUUCGGCUACGUCUCCGAUGAAUCUUCAAACCCACCUUGUUCCGAUAACGCCACCCUCAACUCUCUUCUCUUCACUUCAUUUCCAUUCCUUCAAAAACUCUUCUUUUACAACUGCUUCAACGCUUCAUCACUCGUUAUUUCCACUCCACAAACGCUUCCUUUCUCUUUCGCUUUCUCUUCAACUCUUCAAGAACUCGUUUUCAUCGAUAACCCUUCUCUUGUUAUGCCUAUCGCCGAUAUUCUUCUCCAAAACUUCACCAGCCUCAGAAGGCUUGUUCUGGUUAACAAUGGCUUCCACGGUGAACUUCCAGAAACCGUUGGCUCUUUUGUUAACUUGGAAGAGGUUACUUUAUCGGGUAACAACCUAAGCGGCGAGGUUCCAACAAGCUUGGGAACGCUGGAGAAGCUCAAGGUUCUUGAUCUCAGCCACAACGACUUCCAUGGUUGCGUACCCGAGAGUUUCGGUGAUGGAAAAUUCAUGGAGAUGGUGAAACUUGACCUGAGCCAUAAUGGAUUUGGUUGUAGGGUCCCAGAGAGUCUUGGGCACUUGCAAAGUUUGGAGCUUUUGGACCUAAGCUUCAACAAAUUCGGAAACUUUGGGGUCCCUUUGUUUUUGGGAAAGGUUCCAACUUUGAAGGAGGUGUACCUGAGUGGGAAUAAUCUUGGAGGGGUGAUUCCGGAAAUAUGGGAAAAUCUUGGGGGUAUUAGAGGAAUUGGGUUUUCUAUGAUGGGCCUUGUUGGGGAGAUACCUGCAUCAAUGGGGGUUUAUCUGAAGAAUCUGACAUACCUAGGGCUUGAUAACAACAUGCUUGUGGGGCCCGUACCUGAGGAGUUUGGGCUUUUGGAUUGUGCAGAUGAGAUCAACUUGGAGAACAACAACUUGAGUGGUAAGGUUCCAGCUUCAAUUAGAGUUGUUGGGGAGAAGCUUAAGCUGAAAGGGAACACACAACUUUGUGUUGAUGAUAGGUUGAUGAGAUGUGAUAAUGGUGAAAGGUGUGGCUUGUUGAGUCAAAUGAAGCUAUGCAACAAAGCUGAUAAUGAUAUUCUUGAUGCUGCUGCUUUCCUUUUGAGUAGUGCUUGUGGGGUUUCUUCUUUUGAUCCUCUUGUCUUGUUCUUUUCUCUAUUGGGGUUUGUUUUUUGUUUGUAUUUGUAGGAAUGUGACACUUCAUCAUCAUGGUUAUACAUACUGAGAAUAGGCCUAACUUGUAACUUCAAAGUCUCUAACAACAUUGGAGCAGC